AAACCGUUAACUAUGACGCACCAUUUCGGAGCGGGGGCGGGACCAAUGAAAACCCUUGCCUCCGCCGAACCACGGUGCGGCCGUCCCGUGAUGGCGGCGCCGGCAGAACCCGGCGAAAUCGAGGGCUACCUCGGCCUCCGCGAAGUGCGGGUCGAGCUGGACACGCGAAAGGCCCGAGGCGGGGGAGUAGGAGGCGCGGGCGGAGGAUUCGCCGUCUGCUUCUGGCUCUACCUCUCCGGCUCCGCGAGGCCUUCCCCGGUCAUCCUUCACCAGAUAACUUCUGGAGAUGGCAAUAAGUUGCCAUUUCUUGCUUUAAGUGAAGGAAAUAAGCUGCUUCUCUUCCCAUUGUUGAGGUUGCACAAGCAAGCUCCUAGUUCCUCUGAUUCCUCUCCAUGGACUGGCACGACCUAUAUAUCGGCUGUAAAUGAAUGCCCUCUUGAGCAGUGGAUACACAUUGGCUGUGAGGUUACUGAAAAUCUUAUGCGCCUUCACAUUGAUGGCGAUCUAGUUGCCGAGGCUCAUCUAUGUUCACUAUCUAGCCAGCCAGACAAUCAAGAUGAUGCAUGCCAAGUUUGCUUACUUGGAAACAAUGGCAAGGUUGAUGGCUAUGUCUACAAUAUCCAAGUGCUAUCUGUGCUAGGAACCAUACAGGAGCAAUACGCAGAGAAUCCACCGUCUAAGCUAUCUAUUGACUACUCAUGCUGUGACGGAAUCGAGGAGGGCGAUGAUGGCAUUUGGUGCAUUGUCGGUGGGAAGGCUUCUUGUCGGAGGAACUUCAUGUUGGAAGUAGUACUAACAAACGCUUUUGGUGAACAUGUGAACAAGGAUACACAGAUUGUUGCUUCACUUGUCUAUGCUGACAGUGGGGCAUUAGUCGAGAAAUCAAGGGAUGAUGCAGAACCUCCCCUACUGAUUGCUUGCGAAGGACUUGAAUACCCAGCUGAAAGCAGGCCUCUUCGAAUUCUUCGUGGGCGUGCACUAUUUAAGCUCAAGAUAUCUCAGCUUUCUUCUAAAUGUGACAAUAAGCUCUUCCGCAUUUAUUUCUCAACACUUCACGCACGCAAAUAUCCUUUUCUGGAGGCAUCUUCCAAGCCAAUUCGCUGUAUAUCCCGAGGCCGCCCCAGUCGCCCAUUGGAUGCUGCAAAGCGGACAAGUUCUGCAACAAUGGAUGAAAUUCGCUUGCUUAACAAUGGCCCAGGGCUUGAUCGUGAUGGCAAAGCAAAUGCUUGCUCACUGUCUCAUGAUCAAAGUUCAGUGAUGUGUUUGCAUCCAUCCAAGUUUCUUAAGGUAGAAGGCGAUGAAACAGAGGCUCACAAAAGGGUAUCCCAGGUAGUCAAUCUGCUAGACUGCAGUACUUCUGAAAUUAUGCUUAAUUUCACCUGGGCUUUAUGGUUAUUGGUUUGUUUGCAGAGUAAGCAGGCUAGAAAGAUGGUAGUGGAAACACAAAGUGUCAGAACUGAAUCUACAAUGUCAGACUCCGACAGCAUUGAUGCGAGAAGUUCUUGGAGUGGAUCAGAUAAGGAUGAAGUUGAAACCUUUUCAGAUGCUACGAUCUUCAGAUAUUGUCUAGAAGGCACGUAUGAGCGGUCAACAUUUCUUAAAGGUGCAGCUUCUUCCAUCAAUGUGGACGGUUUGGCAACACUUGCAAAUGAGGUCUCUUUGUAUAGUGGAUGCUCCCACCACAGAAACCAAAUAUUGAUUUCGAAGCAAUUGCUUGAAGAGGGUGCUGUAACUUGGAGCAUAAUCUCAAAGAACAAGGAGCGUGCUCUUUGGUCAUCUGCAGUUCCUGAAAUCAUGGCAAAAUUUAUGGACAUUGCCCAUUAUACAAAGAGAGGUUUGUCAGAACAGGACUUGGAGGUUCUAAGAGGAAUCGCUGGCUGUGGUGAUGAUCUUGGAAGGAACGAAUUUGAUAGGCUAUGGUAUUGGCUAUACCCAGUGGCCGUUUCUCUGUCAAAAGAUAAAAUCAACAACCUCUGGGGUUGCACUGCACCUGUGUGGAUUGAGGGAUUGAUUACAACCCAGGAAGCCGAGAAUGCGCUAAGAAGCUCCAGGGAUCUGCUCAAGAAGCCGGGAACAUUUGUUCUCAGAUUCCCUACCACACGAAGCUGGCCACAUCCAGAUGCUGGAAGCCUCGUUGUUGCUUAUGUUGGCUCUGACAACUCAAUUCAUCACAGACUUCUUUCUCUGGAUGUCAGUGAUGCUAGGGUUGGUAGCCUACAAGCUUUGCUGCUGCAGGAGCCUGAAUUACUCCAGUUAGGCAGGGUUGAUCGCCUGCCGACUGCCAUGAAAUAUUAACCCAGUGUGCUACAAGAAGCAAUGCAGCAAACUGAAGUUCAUCACAAAAUCACAAGCCAGAGAAGAUGAAGAGUUCAUGGCACGGCAUGCUUCCCAAAGGCAGCCAUGGAGCAGUUAGUCGGUUUUCUGUUAGGCUGUUGCCCUGUACAAUUUUGUAAGUGAAGCGAUUUAGUUAGCAGAAAUAGAUGAUCCUAGUGUACAAUUAGACAUGGCGCAAGUCAAACCGGGCGGUCUAGUUUGUUCAGUUCGUGUAUAUAAACUGAAAUUUUGGAAUGCAGAUAUUCUCUUGCAAGUAGUUUCUUGCUCAUCCAA
Messenger RNA from Hordeum vulgare subsp. vulgare (domesticated barley), 2607 nucleotides. Its product is annotated as SH2 domain-containing protein A-like. The transcript is spliced from 11 exons. The record is from RefSeq and is a predicted model, not a curated record. Lineage: Eukaryota; Viridiplantae; Streptophyta; Magnoliopsida; Poales; Poaceae. Gene Ontology annotation, biological process: regulation of transcription by RNA polymerase II; signal transduction. Gene Ontology annotation, molecular function: RNA polymerase II cis-regulatory region sequence-specific DNA binding; DNA-binding transcription factor activity, RNA polymerase II-specific. The coding region runs from base 13 to 2295 and encodes 760 amino acids.